AGAAGAAAUAAACAUAUUUUCGGCAAAUUUAUACAGACAAUAAAAUCGAAAUUAAAAGCGAAGCACAAGGCAAGGCAAAGCAGCCAGAACAACAGCAACAACAUCGCUUUGGAUAUCUUCAACGAAAUCAAAGAGCAACUGUCAAGUUGCCCCGAACGCACUCGUGCCCUUUGCCGCACUGUAUGGGGCGCGGUAUCAACGUCCCUUAGCACAGCGCUAACUGCGGCGGCGAGCAUCGAAGCCGGCGACGACCGCGACGACGGUGGCGGUGGCGGAGGCGGAGGCAGAGCUAGAAGCGGUGGCGGUGGUGCUGCUGCUGCAGGCGGCGGCUGGUGCACCGCAAUAACAUCAACGAGCUCUUCAAAUCACGGAGCAACUGCAUCGGCAACAACAACAACCAGCAGCCGCUUUGCCACCAUCAUGGGAGCCGUCAAAUCACGCACCAUGAUCAACGAUCUGGAUCGCGAUCGCGAUCGUGAUGAGCAGCAGCAGCAGCAUCCACAGCUGAGAAAUGGUCACCAUGGCUCCUCAAUUGGUGGCACACUGCAGAAGCAGGAUCUUCGCUACGACAUCGGCUCCAGUUCGCAGUAUCAUCAUGUGCGGCAACCAAGUGUCCGCAGUCGCAGCCAACAACCGAUGCCCACCACCGAUGAGCUGGAUCGACGUUUCGCCAAAGUCUUGGCUUCAAUGGAUCUGCCGCCGGAUAAAGCCAAGCUCUUGCGUAAUUACGAUGACGAGAAGAAGUGGGACAUGAUAUGCGAUCAAGAAAUGGUGCAGGCAAAGGAUCCGCCCUCCCAUUACUUGAGCAAACUGCGCACCUAUUUGGACCCAAAGGCGUCGCGUAGUCAUCGGCUGUAUCUGUUCUACUUUCUUUGUCAGAAACGCAAAAUGGUUGGCGAAUCGACAUCCACACAGGUGCUGCGUGAUCUAGAGAUCUCGCUGCGCACCAAUCACAUCGAGUGGGUGAAAGAGUUCCUCGACGAUGCCAAUCAGGGACUCGAUGCGCUCGUUGAUUAUCUCAGCUUUCGGCUGCAGAUGAUGCGACACGAGCAACGCUUACAGGACGCCCUCAGCGAGUCCGACGAGCGUCUGAUGCAUCCCAAUGGGAUGCUCGAUGCCAGCGAGGUGGGUCUGGGCAACAGUUCGAUGAGUCCGGGCGGUGUGGGGGCCGGCAAUGUGAGUCUAACCAAUGGCGAUGUGUCGCGCCAUAUGUCAUCGGCCAGUCAUGGCAAUCACUCGCAAUUCUCGUACAGCUUUGUACGUCCCACGAUUGCCGAGGUGCUCGACAGUCCCAGCCUCAAGCGUCGCUCCCGGCACAUCGCCAAACUGAACAUGGGCGCUGCCACCGAUGACAUUCAUGUGUCGAUCAUGUGCCUGCGUGCCAUCAUGAACAACAAGUAUGGCUUCAAUAUGGUAAUCCAGCAUCGCGAGGCCAUCAAUUGCAUUGCUCUCAGUCUCAUACACAAAUCAUUGCGCACCAAGGCUUUGGUCCUGGAGCUGCUAGCGGCGAUCUGUUUAGUCAAGGGUGGGCACGAGAUCAUCUUGGGCUCGUUUGACAACUUUAAGGAUGUGUGCCAGGAGAAGAGACGCUUCCAAACGCUCAUGGAGUACUUUAUGAACUUUGAGGCCUUCAACAUUGACUUUAUGGUCGCCUGCAUGCAGUUCAUGAAUAUUGUGGUCCACUCGGUGGAGGACAUGAACUAUCGCGUCCACUUGCAGUACGAGUUCACUGCCCUGGGACUGGACACGUAUCUGGAGAAGAUACGCAUGACCGAGUCGGAGGAGCUGAAGGUGCAAAUCUCUGCGUAUUUGGACAACGUGUUCGAUGUGGCCGCCUUGAUGGAGGAUUCGGAGACAAAGACAUCGGCAUUGGAGCGGGUGCAGGAGCUGGAGGAUCAGCUGGAACGUGAGAUUGAUCGCAAUUCCGAGUUUCUGUACAAAUACGCCGAGCUGGAGACGGAGAACCUGACGCUGAAGGCGGAACAGGAGCAGCUGGCUGUGAUGCGACUGCAGCUGGAGGAGCAGUUGAAUGCCCUGCAGCGCAUGCUGCAGCAGAACGAGCAGGAGCUCAAGAAGCGCGACACGCUGUUGCACAACAAGAAUCUGGAAUUGCAAACGCUGUCACGUUCCCUGCCACGUUCCGCGUCCAGCGGCGACGGUUCACUGGUCAAUGGCAGCCUGUUAACAGGCACAACCACACAUGGCGGAGCCUCAUCACCGCUGCCACCGCCGCCGCCACCAGCUUUGCCUGCAGCAGCGGCAGCUGCACCACCGCCGCCUCCACCACCAGCGCCACCUGCACCGCCACCGCCGCCCAUGAUGCCGGGCCUGAGUCCGUUGGGCAGUCCCAAUGGCAGCGUCACCUCGACAGUUCCCUCGCCACCGCAUGCUCCGCCCAUGCUCAGCUCCUUCCAGCCACCUCCGCCGCCAGUUGCUGGCUUUAUGCCUGCUCCAGAUGGUGCCAUGACCAUCAAGCGCAAGGUGCCAACGAAGUACAAGCUCCCCACGCUCAACUGGAUAGCACUGAAGCCCAACCAGGUGCGUGGCACAAUCUUCAAUGAGCUGGAUGAUGAGAAGAUCUACAAGCAAAUCGACUUCAAUGAGUUUGAGGAGCGCUUCAAGAUUGGCAUCGGCGGUGCGCUGUCCAAUGGCAGCAAUGGCAGCGAGGUGGAUGGCACGCUCUCCUGCUAUCCCAGCAAACGCUUCAAGAAGCCCGAUAAUGUGUCGCUGCUGGAGCACACGAGAUUGAGAAACAUAGCAAUCUCUCGUCGUAAACUGGGCAUGCCCAUUGACGAUGUGAUUGCCGCAAUACACAGUUUGGAUUUGAAGAAGUUGUCGCUGGAGAAUGUGGAGCUACUGCAGAAGAUGGUGCCCACCGAUGCGGAAGUCAAGGUCUACAAGGAGUACAUCAUCGAGCGCAAGGAUCAGAAUCUGCUCACCGAGGAGGACAAGUUCAUGUUGCAAUUGUCACGCGUCGAACGCACCUCAUCCAAGCUGGCCAUUAUGAAUUACAUGGGCAACUUCGUCGACAGCGUUCACCUCAUUAGUCCGCAAGUGCAAUCGAUUGCCAGCGCAUCGAAUUCGCUGAAGCAGUCCAGAAAGUUCAAGGCUGUGCUGGAAAUAGUGCUGGCCUUUGGCAACUAUUUGAAUAGCAACAAACGCGGUCCAGCCUACGGCUUCAAGCUGCAAUCGCUGGACACACUGAUUGACACCAAGUCAUCGGACAAGCGUUCCACGUUGCUCAACUACAUUGUGGCCACCAUUAGGGCCAAAUUCCCAGAGCUGUUGAACUUCGAGUGCGAGCUCUAUGGCACUGAUAAGGCGGCCUCUGUGGCGCUGGAGAAUGUUGUGGCCGAUGUGCAGGAGCUGGAUAAGGGCAUGGAGUUGGUGCGCAAGGAGGCCGAGUUGCGGGCGAAGGGCACACAGACGCAUAUACUGAGGGAUUUCCUCAACAACAGCGAGGACAAACUGAAGAAGAUCAAGAGUGAUUUGCGUUUGGCGCAGGAUGCGUUCAAAGAGUGCGUCGAAUACUUUGGCGAUUCAUCUCGCAAUGCAGAUGCGGCUGCCUUUUUUGCACUGAUUGUUCGCUUCACACGCGCCUUCAAGCAACUGGAUUUGGAGAAUGAGCAGCGUCGUCGCCUCGAGCAGGCGAAAAAGGAGAGCGAUCAGGUCAUAAUGCGCAACAAGGUCAAUCAAAAGAAGCAACAGUUGCCUACAACUUGCGCACUCUCCUUGCAGGAUGCCGUCAUCAAUGAGCUGAAGAGCAAAGCGCAUUCGGUGCGCGAAACGAAACUGUUGCAGCAGGAUGAGGUCUACAAUGGGGCAUUGGAGGACAUUCUUCUGGGGCUCAAGAGCGAGCCCUAUCGCCGAGCAGAUGCUGUGAGGCGCUCCCAACGCCGACGCAUUGACAACCAUCGCUUGUCACGCACUCUGGAAGAGAUGGACUGCUAGACUGGCCUAGAUUAUUGGUCAGCUAAUUUGAGGGCAAAGGCAAAAAUCAAAAUUCAAAACUGAAGCAAAAAAAAAAAAACUACAAAAAACAUGAAAAAGAAAAGAAAAAUUAUAUUAAUAACGAAAAAAGUGUAAACGUAUUAGAAUGAGAUACUGCAUAUGUGAUUGGGCGAUUUAAUUGUUUGGACAAAUACACACACACAUAUGUAUAUAUACAUACAUAUAUACAGUAGCAGAGACACACACACAUACACAUUCCCAAAACCCGAUAUUUGUGCUUUUUACUCGAAUACAUUAACUAUAUAUUUUUGAUUUAUAGUUUUUUUCGUCUUGCAUGCUAUUCCAAAAGUUUGUAUCUCAAAUUUCCCGGUACUACGACUACCUUUCUCUGUGAAUCUCAAUACUGAGAUGAUAUUCAAUCGAUCGCCAAAAUUUGUGAAAUGCGUUUUUAUACUUAUGUAUUUGAUGGCAUAGCGAAUAGGUUUAAAAGCGUUUACACGGCGUAUUUAUCACAUUUUAAUUGUUAAAUUAAUGGUCUGUAAAUACAUAUAUAAAUACAUAUAUAUUACUAUAUAUAUAUUUUUAACGAUUGUAAGUUUUAAACCAAAUUGGAAUUAUUUUUUGCAUCCGAGAUGGCACUAUUUUGUUUUUAAGUUGUAUUUUUAUCAAUUUUUACAUCUUUUAGUUAAGCUAAUGAAUUGUAUGAUGAAAGCAUAAUACAUUAAAUUGUACAUUUCCUAUUUUAAUAAUCGAUUAUUAUUAUUAUUAUUAUGUUAUUAAUUUUGUUGUAAUAUAUAUUAUCACACUCUUACACACUUUGCACACUGCUUAACAAAAGUAAACACAAAUGCAAUCGCCAAAUAUUGCAAGCAACAUGAACAAUUUUUGUACACGCAAUACAUUUUUAGAACGUUUUUUAAAAAUAUACACAAACAAUUGAAAAUCCAAUUUUAUAGCAUUUUAUGUAGAUUUUUUAUACAAAAAACUAUGCAUACAUAUUUAUAUAUGUAUGAAUAUGUAAUAUUUAUGCAAUUUAUGAGCCAAUUUAUUCUCACAAGCCACGAAAUCUUUGACGAAGACUGAUAUGGAGCAGUUAAAAAUAUACAACAAAUACACGCAAAUAUAUACAAAAAAAAAUUAAUUAUUGAAAAGCUUUUUCGAAUAUACAGACCAGAUGUCUAGUGUCUUUCAUUUUCUAAACUCUCAAAACUUAACGAAUUUAGUUGAACUAUAAGCACUAACUACAAGUAUAAUGAUAAUUCACAUACUUACGUAUAUAUAAUUUAAGUUAAUACAUAUGUAUGUACAUAAAUAUACAUAUGUAUGUACGCAGUGCCAUUGGCAUGAUUGACAUGGUCCUUAUGCAUAUCUUUUCGUUAAAUGUUUUUUUAGUUUGCCAAAAAAAAAAGGAAUAUGAAAAUAAAACGAAAAUGAUAGCGACGCGUUUAAUAAAUUAGCAAGCUGCAUUGUUAGUUUUUAAUAUUGUGUUAUUUAAUUUGAUAAGCAACAGCAUGGUAUACGACAAAAAAAGAA
Messenger RNA from Drosophila sulfurigaster albostrigata, 5484 nucleotides. It is a transcript of the gene Frl, whose product is annotated as formin-like protein. Gene Ontology annotation, biological process: actin nucleation; regulation of cell shape; cortical actin cytoskeleton organization. The record is from RefSeq and is a predicted model, not a curated record. The transcript has 9 exons. The coding region runs from base 421 to 3951 and encodes 1176 amino acids. Gene Ontology annotation, molecular function: actin filament binding; small GTPase binding; microtubule binding. NCBI's taxonomy places the organism in Eukaryota, Metazoa, Arthropoda, Insecta, Diptera, Drosophilidae. Gene Ontology annotation, cellular component: actin filament; cytosol.